AUGGCUUCGAAUAAAGAAGCAUUAGCUCUUGUGGUAGAUAUUGGUGUGGGUAUGUCUCAAACAGCACCUGGAUUCGAUUCCCCUUUACAAAUAACAAGUGAUAUUCUUCAAAUGAUUGUUCAAAGAAAAAUGUUUCAACAGAGUAAAGAUGAAUUAGCAUUGAUAUUAUAUGGCGGUGAUGAAACAAAUAAUGAUUUAGCUGAUGAAAAUAAUUAUCAAAAUAUUAGUGUCGUCUUUUCGUUAUCACCUGCAAAUUGGCAUUUAUUUGAAGAAAUACAAAAAAUAAAACCAGGCAAUAAUCCAGCUGAUUUGAUUGAUGCAAUUGUUGUUGCUGCUGAUCAUCUUCGUCGUGAGACAGAAGGAAAACGUGGUUAUGUUGCUAAACGUGUUUUAUUAUUUACAAAUGCUGCCACACCAUUUAAUGAUCAUAGUCUUAAAGUUAUUCUUGAUUCACUUCGACUUCAAGAUAUUACUGUUGAUGCUAUUGGACCUUCAUGGGGUCAAGAAGAAGAAGAUGGAGAUGAAAAUGAUCGACCAGAUUCACCUACGCAAACAAAUGGACAUAAUGAAGAUUCAGCAAGUGCACGUCCAACAACAAAUGGUCAUCAUCAUCAUAGAAAUCAAAAAAAACCAUUAACACCUCAACAAAAGACUGGUAUUCGUAUUAUUAAUGAUAUUGUUAAUACAACAGAAGGAAGUUUAUUUACAUUUCGCGAAGCAUUAGGUAUGCUUAGUAUUCAUCAAUCAAAAACUGUUAAACCAACAGCAACAAAAUAUAUUAUGCAAUUAGCGGAUAUUAAAUUACAUAUUUGUACAUAUAUACAAGUGAAAGAUAAUAAACCAGGAAUAUUUCGUUUAAAAAAAGUUUAUGCACGUGAUCCAAAAUCAGAAAUUAAAGUUGAUCGUGGUCGUUAUACAAAAGAUGAACAUGAUGAAGAAAUUGAAAAAGAAGAAUUAACAGAUGGUUUUCGUUAUGGUACAACAUUUGUACCAAUUAAUAAAGAAACAUUAGAUGAUAUGAAAUAUCAAAGUGAAAAAUGUUUUUCAGUUAUUGGAUUUUCCGAUGCUAAUAUGAUGCGACGUAGUCUUUAUUUAGGUGAUACAGUUUAUGAAGUAAUUGCCGAGCCAACUUAUGAAGAAGAAGCUCAAACAUUUACUGGUCUUGUUCAAGCGAUGUAUGAUACAAAUACAGUUGCUAUUGUACGUAAAUGUUUUAGUGAAAGAAGUUCACCAGAACUUGGAUUUUUACGUCCACAUAUUGCUCAUGAUCAUAUUUGUAUGUAUUAUGUUAAAUUACCAUUUGCUGAAGAUUUACGUGAAUUUAAUUUCGAUAAUCUUGAUGUUAUCAAACGUAAUCUACCAAGUGCUGAACAAUUGAAAACAGUUGAUAAUUUAAUAACAACUAUGGAUUUAUCACAUGCUGAUCGAGGACGUGAAGAAGCAUUUCAACCAGAACUUAUAUCUGAUCCAUAUAUUCAGCGAAUGUUUCAAUCUAUAGCUCAACGUGCUGUAACACCUGAUGAACCAUUAUCAUUAUCAAAUACAAUUAUGGAAAUGAAUGAUACAUUAAUUCAAUCAAUAGCUCGAAAGAGUAAACGAACAUUAGAUACAGUUAAUGAACAAUUUAUUCUUCGAGAUACUAAUCGUCGACAGAAAAUAGCAACUGGUGAAGCACUUUUUGGCAAUAAUGAUAUUUCUGCUAAGAAAGCUCGAUUAGAAGAUAAUAAUGAAGAAUUUACAACUGAUUCAACAUCGUUUGAAGCUCAAGCAGCUGCAAAAAAGAAAGCAGCAAUAAAAACUGUUGGUACAGUAACACCCGUUGAAGAUUUUAAGAUUUUAAUUGAACAAGGUUCACCAUCAUUGACUGAUGUAUGUAAACAAAUGUGUACACUUAUAUUUGAUCUCAUUAAUAAUUCACAUGGAGAUUCAUUGUUUGAAAAAGCAUUACAAUGUAUUCAAUGUCUACGUGAAAUAUGUAUUGAUAAAUUAGAACCUAAAAUUUUCAAUGAUUUCGAAGUUGUACUCAAAGCUCAUUCAUCAGAUAUUGAUGGAAGAAAAGAUUUUUGGAAGAAAAUAGUCGAUGAAAAAAUUAGUUUAAUAACCAGUGAAGAAUGUAUUGAAUCAAAUGUAAUACCUAUUGAAGCAAAGAAAUUUCUUGAAGAAGAAACAGCAAUUCAAGCACUUAAUAAUGCACCAAUAAAUAAUGAACAAGAUGAUGAAGAAGAAGAUCUUUUUGAUCUUAUCUAA
Messenger RNA from Adineta steineri, 2247 nucleotides. Lineage: Eukaryota; Metazoa; Rotifera; Eurotatoria; Adinetida; Adinetidae. The record is from the annotation of a GenBank genome assembly.